CAGGCAGCAUUCCACUGUCGGACCAGCUCAGUGCUCGGUCUCCACGCGGCUCUCCCGUCCAAUCGCAGCCCGGGAAGUCAGAAAAAACGCGGCGUGGGGGUGUGUGGAGGGGGGCAAAGAGGUGGAUGAAGUGUUCAGAGCGUGACAGAGAGAGAGAGAGAGAGAGAAAGAGAGAGAGAGCAAACAGAUAGACAUCAACAAAUAGGCGGUUAAAAGGACGCAUAGAAAGACAAGGGGGAAAAAAACGGUCACAUUUUCUAAGCACCUGAAAACGUGCGCGCUAUUUUCGGACUCGUGUCUCUUAUUGAUGACGGGGGUGUGUUUAAACUACUUCCACCGUUGUCAUGUUUUGGUGGUGACUGUACAUGGCAAGCAGCUGUACGCCUCGGGUCCUCUUGUAAUCUAGAGAGAAGCCCCUUUAAAGCAUUUUACACGGGUUGCCAAAUUGCGCGCAACACCCAUCUCUUUGACUCCUAGGAGACAAUUUGGACUUGCGUUAACAUCCACUCUUUUCUUUCGGGUUUUUGUUGGGGUUUUUUUUGCGUUUGACCGGAUUUUGUCAAGACCCCUCCAAUGCCCUGCGCACAACGUUACUCCCGCUUUUUGGACACUUUCUCCCCGCCUUGGCAGUUCGCGAUUCUUUCACCUGUUUCGACCAAACUCCUCGGUGUCAAGCAGAGGAAGCAAGUCUAGAAAAAAAAAAAAAAAACAUCUACGCACUGAAAUCGCCCUGCAAUUAACCAAGAACGUCCUGCAGCUGAGCAGAACCAAAAGAUCAUGGACAACAGCCCCGGAGGUGGUGGAGUGAUCCUGUACGCAGGCUCGUCGGGCAGCGCCAGCCCCAGCCCAGGCAGUCCCUCCAGCGGGUACCAGACCCAGUCCCCCUCCUGCCACUCCCAGCCCUCUUCACCCGAGGGGGGAGUGUCUUUCCAGGAGAUCGGGGCCCUGAAGCAGCAGCCGACGCAGAGGGGGGAGCAGAGGGCGGAGCAAGGGGGAGGAGCCACGCCCAAAAUGGUCUUUCAGUUUCCUGAAGUCAACAAUGCCCCCGUCGCCCACAUCUCCAACGCUCCAUCUGCCAACUACAGCCACCCCCCUGCGGCAAAAAAACAGUGCACUUUCAGCGGGACUUUCACCAAGACUGGAGGGAUGGUGCUGCUGUGUAAAGUUUGCGGGGACAUCGCGUCGGGGUUCCACUACGGAGUCCAUGCGUGUGAAGGCUGCAAGGGUUUCUUCCGGCGCAGCAUCCAGCAGAACAUCCAUUAUAAGAUGUGUGUGAAGAAUGAGAACUGUCUGAUCAUGAGGAUGAACCGAAACCGCUGCCAGCACUGCCGCUUUAAGAAGUGCCUGUCCGUGGGCAUGUCCCGGGAUGCUGUGCGAUUUGGCCGUAUCCCGAAGCGAGAGAAACAGCGCCUCCUGGACGAGAUGCAGAGUUACAUGAACAGUCUGAACGAGUCCUCCACCGUUGAGAUGGAGCUGUCCCCAACUCCAGACACGCCCUGCAGCCCCCCUCCCCAACAACAACCGCCCAACGACCCUAUCCCGCAAUCCUACCGCCUCCACCCGGGCCCCCAGGAUGAAAAACCCAUCCUCAAGAUGUCUCCCAGCAGCCACGGCACUUUCCAUACCGGCCCGGAGCAGAAUCAGUCCAUCGCGAGCACGCAGACUCUGCACCAGGAGCAGCAACCCACGUCGAACUACCAGCAGAUCUGUCCCAAGAUCGAGAAUACGUCCAGCUUAGACAUCGAUAACGGGAACUACGGCUAUCACAGUCAGUGUCCAGUGACCGGCAGCAUCGCGCCUCAGCCCUAUCCGACCAAUCACAACAGCUUUGAGACGCAAACACAGACGACGUGUCCAUGGAAGCUUCACGCUGGGGCUAAAGUGCUGGCGUGCCCUCUGAACUCGUGCCCCGUGGCCCCAGCCGGUCGCUCCAGUCAGGAGGUGUGGGAGUCCUUCUCUCAGUGCUUCACUCCGGCCGUUAAGGAGGUGGUGGAAUUCGCCAAGAGCAUCCCGGGCUUCCAGACGCUGAGCCAGCACGACCAGGUCAUGCUGCUCAAGUCCGGCACUUUCCAGGUUCUGAUGGUGAGGUUCUGCUCCCUGUUCGACCCCAAAGAGCGGACAGUGACCUUCCUGAAUGGGCAGACCUACGCCCUGUCCUCUCUGCGAGCGCUGGGCAUGGGCUCUCUGCUCGACGCCAUGUUCGACUUCAGUGAGAAGCUCGGGUCAAUGGGGCUGGAGCCAGAUGAGAUGGCACUGUUUAUGGCGGUGGUGCUGGUGUCUGCAGAUCGUUCUGGCAUCGUGGACACCGGAGCCGUGGAGCAGCUUCAGGAGAACUUGAUAAAAGCCCUGCGCUCCCUCAUCACCAGACGUCGCCCGGACGACAGCACCCUCUUCCCCAAACUGUUGCUACGGCUACCAGACCUCCGCACCCUCAACAACCAACAUUCAGACAAGCUCCUCGCCUUCCGCAUCGACCCGUGAAGUCAAAAGACUCAACACAAACUGAACUAAAAACCUGGGCCUAGUGAAGAUUCGGAAACACGGCAGCGUAACUUUGCUUCCUUUUCCUGUCUGAAUUGAGCCACGAAACCGUCCCGUGCAUGUUGGGGCAGUAGUGGUAGGAUAAAGCUAUGGAAGUUGAACCAGUGCUCCAGCAGUAAAGAGGACUCAAACUCAUGCACUCCACCCGAAAAUGCUUCCACAGACUGUCUGAUAAACUCUGUUCUUCCUUUGGGUGGUGCAAGACUGGCCUCCUUGGUCCAAACAGACAAAAACUAAAGCGAUUUCGGAAGCACAACCUCCCUAUACAGAAUUCUAUAUGUACAAAAUAUGUUUUAUUAUUGUACAUUCAUGCUCUGAGUGUGACGCGCACCUUUCCAUAUAUAUUGACUAUACUAUUCAGUGCUUUUCAAACUGUUUGCAUCAACUAUCUAGAAAAGAAGAAAAGAAAAGAUCGGGCUUCUUGGGCACCAAUACAGAGACUUGUAUUGAAACACUGUAAAAUGGGGGUCUAAAACAAUUUGAAAUGGUUCAAAUCGUGACAAAAAUAGGAAUGCACAGAGCCAAUCCUGAAAUAUUACCCGGAUUUGAUAUCCGGAUUCAGGCGAUAUCAUGGUUGGUCAUAAAAAUCGAUGUAAUAAGGCUUUUUUGCUGGUCGUAAGUGGCCCAAAAAGUCGAAUUUGUGUUGCGCUGAUACCGGUUGUUAUCAGGCAUCGGCAGACACUUAAAGCUACAGUAUCGAAAUCCGUAUCGGAACUGAAAAGGCUGCAUCAGUGCUCUGUAAAUUUAAGCCCGGUCAGUCCAGGUCUAAAACCGGACAAAGAUCGCUCAAAAAUCACUAAACUAACCAGGAAGAGGAACUUGCAAAUAACUUGAACGUAAGCGGACCUUGCACCACAGUUUGAGAAGCACUGGAUUCUUAUCAUAUAGCAAUAUAGAUGUCUAACUCACGGUAUGGAGGAUGCUUUCUUUGUAUAUGUCCUUAAUAAUGAUAAUGAUAAUAUAAGCUAUUUUCACACGUCAUCCUGUGGAAUAUCUUUAUUGAAAAAUCACCCAUUUGUGAUUGAGUUCUGUAUAACAUUUUUAAGAAAUGAAAGUACGUUGCAUUGUAUUUGUAUGCAGUAAUCAGGGAGUACUACUUGGUCAUUUUCGACCAUAUAUCCGACAUGAGGUGUUUGAGUUGUACAUAUAAAAAUGAUUAUUCUUGGUUAUUACUGUAGAUUACGUGUAGAGAUGUAGUAUCGAUUGAUAAUAUGAUGUUGACGUCAUUUAAGGGUUUGGACAAAAUUACACUCUGGAGAUGUUUGACAAAUAUAUAUAUAUGUAUGUUAUGUCAAUAGGUUGCGUUCAUGGUCCAGUUAUUUUAUUUUCAGACAGAACAGAGAGCACAAGCUAUUUACACAGAGCUCUAUUUGUAUGAAAUGAGGAAAUCCACAAAUGUCGAACGUGGUAGUUGUAAGGGACUGGGUUCACAGACUCACUAUCACAAAAUCGAUUUUUGCUGACACGGAAGAUUUAUAACUUUGAGUAUUGACCCAGUAAUUACAAAGAUGUAACCAUAAACCAGGUCAAAACAUCUGCAUUGUGACUCUUGAGAAACAAAAUCAAUUCUACAAUCUGUCCUUCACUUCAAUUUCCAACACUUUAGACAUCGCACGAACGCAACCUAUGGACGGCAUAGAUUUGCAGAUAUUUUGUAAAUGUUCCAAUGGUGUAGCGUACCAUUAUUAAACAACAUUAUACCGUAAAUCACA
Molecule: messenger RNA, 4253 nt
Organism: Boleophthalmus pectinirostris (great blue-spotted mudskipper)
Lineage: Eukaryota; Metazoa; Chordata; Actinopteri; Gobiiformes; Gobiidae
Product: nuclear receptor subfamily 1 group D member 1-like
Exons: 8
Coding region: 778-2481 (567 amino acids)
Biological process (GO): retinoic acid receptor signaling pathway; cell differentiation; hormone-mediated signaling pathway
Cellular component (GO): nucleus
Molecular function (GO): zinc ion binding; RNA polymerase II cis-regulatory region sequence-specific DNA binding; nuclear receptor activity
Source: RefSeq, a predicted model, not a curated record